This is a messenger RNA of Saimiri boliviensis boliviensis (Bolivian squirrel monkey), 2036 nucleotides long. The record is from RefSeq and is a predicted model, not a curated record. NCBI's taxonomy places the organism in Eukaryota, Metazoa, Chordata, Mammalia, Primates, Cebidae.
AUGCCUGUAAGUGCACUACUCUUUUCUUCUACAACAUUUAAUCUGCUCUUACUACCAUCCACUCUUGUUAUUGUUUUUCUGAGACAUUGUAGUUUUCAUCUCUAAAAUUUCACUUUGGAUCUUCUAUCUUUUAUAUCUCUCCCUAACUUCUUAAAAAUACAGUGAUAAUAACUGUUUUAAUCGCUUUCUCUGCCAAUUCUAACAUCUGUGUCAGUUCUUGGCCUGUUUUGAUUGAUUGACUUUUCUCCUCAUUAUUGAUCAUGUUUUCCUCCUCUUUGUAUGCCUGGUAAUCUUGACUGAUUACCAAACACCACAAAUUUUACCUUCUUGGGUCCUGAAUAUCUUUGUAUUCCUAUGAAUCUUGAGCUUUGUUCUGGGAUGCAGUUAAAUUUUUUUGGAAGCCACUUUCUUCUAAGUCCAUUAUGAUUUGUUAGGUGGGUUUGGAGCAGUGCUCAGUGCAGAGCUAAUAAUUAGUGUAGAGCUAAUUAUUCCUCACACUGAGACAAGACAUUCCUGAGAACUCUCUCCAAUGCCCUGUAAAUUAUAAGUGUUUCUAGUCUGGCUGGAGGCAAACAAUUUACAUUUUAUUAUGAAAAUGAAGUCUGCAAACAAGAUUACUUUAUUAAAUCACCACCUUCUCAGCUGUUCUUCUCUGUGAGCUCUUGGAAAAAGCGGUUUUUUGUCCUGUCAAAGAGUGGGGAAAAGAGCUUUAGUCUUUCCUACUAUAAAGACCAUCAUCAGCGAGGUGCCAUUGAAAUUGAUCAAAAUUCAAGUGUAGAAGUUGGCAUAAGUAGCCAGGAAAAGAUGCAAUCUGUGCAGAAGAUGUUUAAAUGCCACCCUGAUGAGGUCAUGUCCAUCAGAACCACUAACAGGGAAUAUUUCCUCAUCAGCCAUGACAGGGAGAAGAUUAAAGACUGGGUCUCCAUCAUGUCAUCAUUUUGCCGGGAUAUAAAAGCAACACAUCAGAACACAGAGGAGGAACUCUCACUGGGUAAUAAAAGAACUGUCUUCUACCCCAGCCCUCUCCUUGGCUCUUCCAGCACAUCAGAGGCUGUUGGCUCCAGCUCGCCAAGAAACGGUCUCCAAGACUUGCGUUUAAUAGAAAAAAGUUCUCCAGGACUUAGGCAAGCUGCUCUGCAAGAUUUGUCGUCAGAAACCACUCAAGAUAUGGAGGAAGAGAGUCAUUAUCUUACUCCUCGAAGUGUUCUUUUAGAGCUGGAUAAUGUCAUUGCUUCCAGUGCUUCUGGUGAAUCCAUUGAAACUGAUGGUCCAGAGCAGGUCUCUGGAAGAAUCGAGGGCCAUUAUGUGUCAAUGAAAUCCUGUAUUUUCAAAGAGACAUCCCAUGAGUCUGUGGAUAGCAGCAAAGAGGAACCCCAGACCCUUUCGGAGACCCAGGAUGAGGACUUCCACCUGCAAGAACAAGGCUCAGAAAUUGAUUCAUGUCUUUCCCCUGCCGAUACGGAAGCACAGAACACAAGUGACAAAAAGGGUAACAUCCCUGAUGAAAGCCAAGUGGAGAAACUGAACGUUUUCCUUUCUUCUCCUGAUGUCAUAAACUAUCUUGCUCUCACAGAAGCCGCAGGACGGAUAUGUGUGGCUCAGUGGGAAGGUCCCCCACGUCUGGGAUGCAUAUUUUGCCAUGGAGAUCAUCUUUUGGCAGUGAAUGGCCUGAAGCCCCAGAACCUGGAGGAGGUCUCCUUGUUUCUCACCCGGUCCAUCCAGAAGGAGGACUCUUUUAGGAUUCUUUCAUAUCAAGUAGCAUUUGGAGAGGGCACUGGGCUAAGAGACAGAGCACCUGGGUUCAGAACCUCCGAUCAGCAUGAGGUAGCAAAAAGAGCGUGCAUGAAUUCAGAUUGGUGCAGGGGUUCCAAACCCGCUCCUUCAACCAAUUUGCGCAGUUUUCUUUUCUGUAAAAUUAUGGCUAAUGAUGGUGCUGGUUGUGGGAUAAUUAAAUGAGAUAAUAUGUAUAACAUGCUUACAAGGUGACUGGCACAUAUUAGAUGCUCGAUAAAGUUACUAGUUACUUUUACUUCUAC